Octopus sinensis (East Asian common octopus) is the source of this 3125-nucleotide messenger RNA. Its product is annotated as heat shock protein 75 kDa, mitochondrial. The record is from RefSeq and is a predicted model, not a curated record. Lineage: Eukaryota; Metazoa; Mollusca; Cephalopoda; Octopoda; Octopodidae. The transcript is spliced from 18 exons. Bases 24 to 2240 code for a protein of 738 amino acids. Gene Ontology annotation, biological process: protein folding. Gene Ontology annotation, molecular function: ATP-dependent protein folding chaperone; ATP hydrolysis activity; ATP binding. Gene Ontology annotation, cellular component: mitochondrial inner membrane.
UUCAUAUCUCAGAAAGAGGCUAUAUGAAAAUGGCGACUUCUAUCCGUACAUGUGUUCCGCCGUUCUACCGUUGUUUAACAAUGAGAAAAUUUUCAACCUGUGUGCGUCCUCUACGAACUGUUACCCUGCACACGAAGGCCACUAGGUCUCACUCUGUCGCUGAAGUUUAUCGGGCCAUCAAUUGUUCAGCCAAAGACCAGGCUUUAAGACCAUCAAGGUUCCUUACAAGGAAUUUCUCCAGCCCAUUGCGAAGUAUAUGUUCCAGCCGUUAUUUGAGCUCAUCUGCUCAAGAAUCAGUCGAUGACAGCAGUAGCACCGAGGAUGAUUACCAUUCCAUCAUAAAAAGCGAUGAAUGUGCAAAAGGUUCCAGUGACAAGCAUGAGUUCCAGGCAGAAACCAGGAAGUUGUUGGACAUUGUGGCAAAAUCCCUGUAUUCACAGAAAGAGGUAUUCAUCCGAGAGUUAAUCUCCAAUGCCAGUGAUGCUCUGGAGAAGCUGCGCUACCACCAAUUGUCCACCGACACCAUCCAGGACAAAGAACUGCCCCUCGAGAUCCACAUUGCUGUUAAUGAGACUGAUAGAACGUUUACCAUACAGGACACAGGAAUAGGAAUGAAUAAGGAUGAAAUCAUUGAAAAUCUAGGAACUAUUGCCAGAUCUGGUUCCACUGAGUUCCUGAAACAAAUGCAAGAACAACCAGGCAGUGAAGUUGGCAGCAACAUUAUUGGUCAGUUUGGUGUUGGCUUCUACUCUACCUUCAUGGUCGGCACCAAUGUCGAGGUGUACACCCAGUCCUACGUACCCGGAACACCAGCCUACAAGUGGUCAUCUGAUGGCUCCGGAACUUAUGACAUCACCGAAGCCGAAAACGUCCAACGAGGAACCAAAAUCAUUGUACAUCUGAAGGGAGACAGCUACGACUAUGCACGGGAGGAAGUCAUUCAAGCUAUUGUUAAAAAAUACAGCAAUUUCGUGGGAGUGCCAAUAUAUCUGAAUGGUAAAAGAGCCAACAUGAUUCAGGCACUCUGGUUGAUGGACAACAAAGACAUCACAGCGGACAUGCAUGAAGAGUUCUACCGAUUCAUCAGUGGUACCUUCGAUAAACCACGGUUCAACUUCCUCUACAAGACUGAUGCCCCUAUCAAUAUCCGUGCCCUGUUCUAUGUUCCAGAAUACAAACCAACAUUAUUUGACAUGAGCCGAGAGACCGAUGUCAGUCUGACACUCUACAGCCGCAAAGUGAUGGUCAUGCCAAAAGCCAACUACAUCCUGCCCAAGUGGCUCCGCUUCGUGAAAGGGGUGGUCGACAGUGAAGACAUUCCUCUGAACUUAAGUCGAGAACUUCUCCAGGACAGUGCCCUGAUCAGGAAACUGCGUACUGUACUCACCAACCGAAUUCUGAAAUUCUUCGUUGAGAAAUCCAAGAAAGAUGUUGAAACUUACAUGCGUUUCUAUGAAGACUACGGACUGUUCUUCCGUGAAGGAAUUGUCACAACUACCGAACAAGAACAAAGAGAAGAAAUUGCAAAGCUUUUACGUUUUGAGUCUUCGAAAUGUGCUGCUGGCGAUAAAGUUAGUCUGGAUGAAUACGCAAAUCGAAUGAAAGCUGGUUCCCGGAAUAUAUAUUAUUUGUCAGCCCCCAGCCGAGAAUUGGCCAUGACUUCCCCUUACUUUGAAGCUCUUCAAAAGAAAGACACAGAAGUUCUCUUCCUCUACGAACCAUAUGAUGAACUGGUCCUCAUGAACCUCGGCCAGUUUGACCGCAAGAACCUGAAGUCUGUUGAAAACGAGAUCCAGGAUGACAAGGAAGACACGGAUGCUGUAGACGAAAGUGAUAGCAGCAGUCUGCGACAAGAGGAAGCAACAGAUUUGGUUACCUGGAUCAAAGCAACCUUAACUAAUAAAGUGAACAAUGUCAAGGUGACUAAAAGAUUGGUAUCACAUCCAUGUAUUGUGACUGUCGUGGAAAUGGGUUCAGCCCGACAUUUCCUUCGCACCACACUCGCAGACAAAUCACCAGAAGAACGCUACCGACUCCUGCAACCAACAUUAGAAAUAAAUGCCAGCCACCCACUAAUUAAGCACUUGUUUAGCUUAAAAACCCAAAAUCCAGAUCUGGCUGACCUGCUUAUUCAUCAACUGUACGACAAUGCAAUGAUCAAUGCCGGACUGACGGACGACCCGAGAGCCAUGGUAGGGAGACUGAACGAACUUUUGAUCAAAGCCCUGGAAAACAAGUGAGCCAGUGGGCCGUGCGAAAACACCUGCCCUACAAAUGUGCACCUGCUGUGCACCCACUGUGCACCAACAAUGCAGCAUGAAGUCAUCUGAUUAAUCACCAAUUCAUUCUUCCAACUUCCCAUUUAGUAAGAGGAGACAUUUACCAACUGCUGGCAGACUAGACUACUUCAUAAUCUUUCCCUCUCUCUCUCUCCUCUCUCACACCUCUGUUCCUCUAUCUCCCUUUCUGUCUUUCGCUUUCUAUCUAUCUCUGCCCCCCCCUCUCUCUCUUUCUCUCCCCCCCUCUCUCACACCUCUAUUCCUCUAUCUCCCUUUCUGUCUUUCUCUUUCCAUCUAAUUCUGUUCCACUCUCUCUCUCUCUCUCUCUUGUCCCUUCUUCAAUCUCCCUGUCUCUCGGCACCAUUUUUCAAUCCUCUCCUUGUCCACCAGCAGCGAUUUAUCUACCUGUUGAAUAAGUAAGAUAUCAAGUGAUGAACUUACAAAUAGAAGAAAAACAAUAAACAGAGGCCAUUUGACUAUUUGGGCUUCGUUUGUGACACUUAGCUUAAGAUAAUGAGAACAAACAACAAGACCGAACUUCAUGUUGUGAAUCUCACUACUUGACUGCACACACACACAUAUACAUACACUAUACAUAUAUGUGUGUGUGUGUGUGUGUGUAUAGUAUAGUCAUAAUAUUUUGUUGCUUUGUGCUUGUCAGAGGAUUGUCUUUGUUUUUUUUUUGUCUGGUCUGAUCAAAGAUUUCUCAAGUGCCAUACUGUCCGUACAGCAUUCAAUUCAAUGAGAUUGUGUGAAGUACUGUUUGUACACCAUACACCAUACACAAUGCUCUGUGUACACACUUGUUAAGUAAAUAAAUUACAUAUAACUCGAGUUCAAAUCACA